AUGGUGCGGGCGGUGCCGGGGCCGCGGCCGCGCGCGCUUUAUAGCCGGGCCCCCCAUCGAUCGCCGGACGCCCGAGGCCGCCCCCCGCAGCUGUCCCCGCGCCACGGAACGGGGCCGAGGGGGGCGGGGCGGGCGGGAAGCCGCGGGCGGGGCCCCGGAACGUGGGGCGGGGCGUCUGCACUGGGGGACGGGGCGGCGGCGGCGCUGGCGGGGGGCGUGCUGCUCAUCGGCGCCGUGCUGGCCGGCAACUCGCUAGUGUGCGCGGGCGUGGCGGCCGCGCGCGCCCUGCAGACGCCCACCAACUACUUCGUCCUCAGCCUUGCGGCCGCCGACCUCCUACUGGCCCUCCUCGUGCUGCCGCUCUUCGUCUACUCGGAGGUCCAGGGGGGCGUGUGGUUGUGGAGCCCCCGCCUCUGCGACGCCCUUAUGGCCAUGGACGUUCUGCUGUGCACCGCCUCCAUCUUCAACCUGUGCGCCAUCAGCGUGGACAGGUUCGUGGCCGUGGCGCUGCCCCUGCGCUACAGCCAGCGGGGCGGGGCCGCGCGGCCACUGCUGCUCAUCGGCGCCACGUGGCUGCUGGCCGCGGCGGUGGCCGCGCCGGUGCUCUGCGGCCUCAACGACGUGCGCGGCCGCGACCCCGCCGUGUGCCGCCUGGAGGACCGCGCCUACGUGGUCUUCUCGUCCGUGUGCUCCUUCUUCCUGCCCUGCCCGCUCAUGCUGCUGCUCUACUGGGCCACAUUCCGGGGGCUGCGGCGCCGCGAGGUCACGCGCCGCACCAAGCUGCGGGGCCCCGCGCCCCGCGCCCCCGACUGCGCAUCGCCCCCGCCGCCCGCCCGCGCGGAGCGGCGCGCCGGCAUCCCGGGCCGGGAGCGCAAGGCCAUGAGGGUCCUGCCCGUGGUGGUCGGCGCCUUCCUGCUGUGCUGGACGCCCUUCUUCGUGGUGCACACCACCCGCGCGCUCUGUCCCGCCUGCGCCGUGCCCCCGCGCCUGGUCAGUGCCGUCACCUGGCUGGGCUACGUCAACAGCGCGCUCAACCCACUCAUCUACACCGCCUUCAACUCCGAGUUCCGGCGCGUCUUCCGCAGGACCCUGGGCCUGCGCUGCUGACCCCGGAGAGCUGUCGGCCGCCUGCCCCUUUGCUCUGCCCCCUCCAAGCCCUACCCAGACUCUAGAAGCUCCUCCGGAGUGACUUGCACUGAGAGACCGACCAAGCUGCUGCGGGUUGUUUAUUCUGAGGAAAGCAAAAACAGACCUGCCCCUGUGAGCCUCAUUUAGCUCCUGGACUCAGGGCUGGGAGGUGCGCUGGGUGGGCGAUUCCGUGGUCUGCAUAUGCGAGGUCCAGUGUCCAGCUGCAUGCUUCCCCCAGCACCGCCAGAGCAAACCCUGAGCACUGAGCCAGAGCACCACCAGGUGUGGUCCCAAAACGGAACAAAAAACAGAUAAAAGGGCCAGAGAAAUGUACAGCAGGCAGUGCACUUGCUUGGCACUCAGUCGACCCAGGUUCAAUCCUCGGCAUCCGUAUGGUUCUCUGAGCACGGCCAGGAGUGAUC
Messenger RNA from Sorex araneus (European shrew), 1550 nucleotides. RefSeq names its product dopamine receptor D4 (gene DRD4). Gene Ontology annotation, biological process: adenylate cyclase-activating adrenergic receptor signaling pathway; adenylate cyclase-inhibiting dopamine receptor signaling pathway. Gene Ontology annotation, molecular function: G protein-coupled receptor activity; dopamine neurotransmitter receptor activity, coupled via Gi/Go. The record is from RefSeq and is a predicted model, not a curated record. The transcript has 7 exons. The coding region runs from base 1 to 1107 and encodes 368 amino acids. Gene Ontology annotation, cellular component: plasma membrane. NCBI's taxonomy places the organism in Eukaryota, Metazoa, Chordata, Mammalia, Eulipotyphla, Soricidae.